Aspergillus puulaauensis is the source of this 1827-nucleotide messenger RNA. RefSeq lists its product as uncharacterized. Gene Ontology annotation, biological process: regulation of DNA-templated transcription. Lineage: Eukaryota; Fungi; Ascomycota; Eurotiomycetes; Eurotiales; Aspergillaceae. The transcript is spliced from 6 exons. The record is from RefSeq and is a predicted model, not a curated record. The coding region runs from base 1 to 1827 and encodes 608 amino acids. Gene Ontology annotation, molecular function: zinc ion binding; DNA-binding transcription factor activity, RNA polymerase II-specific.
AUGGAGACUGCUUCGGGUAUCUCCAAACCGCGCAAGCAUACUAGAGUCCUGACGGCCUGCGAGUCUUGCCGGCUGUCUAAAACCCGGUGUGAUUCCGCGCGCCCGGUUUGUGCCAAAUGUCAAAAACGUGGCGUGGCGUGUAUUUACCCCGAAAGCGACCCUGUGUCGAUUCUUGAGGCAUGGGGCUCCAAGAUCCUCGCUUCGGUCGAGAAUCAGGAGCGUUUGCUCAAAGACACUCUGGGAGCCGCCAGUCCAUCCAGCCUGCCCUUCCAGCAGUCCCAGCAACUUUUCCAGUCUCCCGUCGAGCCUGGCGAACCGGACACGGAGUUGAUUUCGCGCAAUGAUACUCUCAAGACUCCGAUAACCGGAUCAGAUAUGAUUCUGAGCUGGCCCAUAUUUCCCCAAGAGAGACCGGUCUCAACUUUUCCUCCUCUCGCAUUUGAGGAGAAACAAGAUCGUUUUACCACUGCCAUCCCGAGUUUCGAGCCGCGGAGGGUCAUGGAACUACGUGACGUCUUCAUGACUAAGAUCUUGUCCAAAAACCCCAUCAUAGACGAGAAGCAACUGGAGGCAUAUGUAGCGCGUGUUUUGGAAACAGGUAUUGACUGGUCUGCUCCAUCUUGCCUAGUGCUGCUUGUCCUUGCGCUGGCAGCCAUUUGGGGCACUUAUCCUGAAGACGAAACAAGGGAAGUCCAAUGCCUAGAACCUAGCUAUGGUGCCCCAAUGACGUAUGUGACGAUAGCUGUCCCUGAUAGUCGGAUGAGGGAAUCUUUUGAGUAUAUUUCCAUGGCAAGAAAACGAAUAUCAGCUGCCUAUCUCGACAAUUCGCUAUUGGGAGUCCAGUGUUUUUGCCUAUUCGGUUUCUGGUACCAAUACAAUAUCGAACCAAUCCCAGGGUGGAAAAUGUUUCGCACGGCGUCCAUGUUAUGGCAGACGUACAACAUGAAGCAUCGGAGCGGGAAUGGUGAAAGAUCCGCACAGGAGGAGAGCUUAGAGCAGCGUUUAUAUUGGACAUGUUUGAAGUCCGAGUGUGAGGUCCGAUAUGAGCUAUGCGAACUACCUCCUUCCGAUCUCUCACUUUCCGACUUCCCUUUUGCGCUACCUAGUUUCCCUGUGUAUCAUUCUCCAUAUGGAGGUAGUCCAGAUGACAGUGCUCACAGCCCUUCGGGCCCUGCCCUGGACUCAACUCCAUACUACUAUUAUCUUGCAGAGAUAUCUAUGCGGAGGUUGCUAAACCGCGUGCGCAACACCGUCCGCGUUCUUUCACCUAACCUUGGCAUCACCAGCAUAAAAAACCUUUCAGGUACGCUUUCCCACCUCGAAGAUCAACUCCAUCAAUGGGUAGUAUGUCUACCCCCGGCCCUCCGCUUCAACAUGCCGCUCGAAUCUCGCCCACCACCGAAGGAACCAGAGCUCGUGAAGCUAGUCCGCGAACGCUACGUGGAGGUUCGCGAACUUCUCUGCCGCGCAUAUCUGUAUCUCUGCAUCCACACGCCACUAGACAGGGAGCUCGCAGCACUAUACGGCACCAAGGCAACUGAAUCCCUACUUCUUGCCGUAUAUCGCAUCCACAACGAAGUCCCGUGGUUCCGCCAUCCUGGGAGCUGGGGGGCUUGUAGAGUACGCUUUAACCAUGCGUUAUGCCUCAUUGCUGCCUUCCGCGCAAAAGUCGAUGAGGUUCCUUCCGCCGAGUACGUUAGCCUACCGGUUAGUUGGGCUGGCUGUGUUCGGGUAGUCAUCGAGCGACUAAAGGUCUGGGGCCAGGAAGGUGGAGGGAUCAAAGAAUUAAGUAUCUUGCUGGAGUGGUUAAUGCAAGGCAUUGUAUGA